Rhineura floridana is the source of this 1279-nucleotide messenger RNA. RefSeq names its product PAXIP1 associated glutamate rich protein 1 (gene PAGR1). Lineage: Eukaryota; Metazoa; Chordata; Lepidosauria; Squamata; Rhineuridae. Bases 414 to 1076 code for a protein of 220 amino acids. The transcript is spliced from 4 exons. The record is from RefSeq and is a predicted model, not a curated record.
GUGGGGUGGGGAAUGAAAAAGAUAUAGGAGGAAGAGCGCGCGAGCUGUGACAUCCGGAUAGACUUUGUUACGGCACCGGAUGGGUGAAUAAGCUGCUGAUUCCCGCACCGUCCCUUGCAGGCCACCUGGUGGGAUGGAGCCCCCAAGACUUAGUUAACGAUAAUUAUUUGUGCUUAGUGCUGAGCCCCGGUACAAGUAAUGUGAUGUGUCCCUGAGCAUGUGUAGAGUGCUUUUUAAAAAAUGGGAGCCUAAAGCAAUGAGCAUAAUCCAGCCAAAGUUAAACACUUUAGAAGUCUCGUAGAAUGAACAUAGAACCUGAUCCAACACCUUUCCCCCUCCUAAAGGGAUAUAAGACCCUGUGAUCAACGGAGAGCUUUACUCACCGUUCUGUGGUCUCUGUCUCGCCUGCAACCAUGGAGGAGGCCAGCACUGCGGAGGAAGGGGAAGUGACCUCAGGAAUGCAGUCCUUGGCAGUAGAAGAUGGGCCUGCCUCAGAGCUAGCUCCUGGUGCUGAGGAAGAAGAUGAGGCACCAGAGGAGAGAGAGGGGGAGCAGUCUAGGAAGGGAGACGAAUCUGCUGAGGAAGAUUGGUGUGUGCCCUGCAGUGACGAGGAACUGGACUCCCCAGACAGCUGGAUGCCUCCCCCCAAGGAGAUCCGACGUCUCUAUGAGCUCAUUGCUGCCCAGGGGACCCUGGAGAUCCAGGCGGAUAUCCUACCAAGGCGCAACCCUACGCCAGAGCCUGACAGUGAAGAUGAAGAUAAAUUUGAAGGGGAGCCUGAGAACCAGGAAGAGGAGGAGGAAGAGAAGCCCCAUAUUGCAACGGAGUUUGACUUUGAUGAUGAGCCUUCCUCCCCGAAGAGCUCCUUGAUUGAUCGUCGAAGAACCCCAGGGACCUUGGCUAAGAGCCAGAAGAGAGAGGCCCGCCUGGACAAAGUGCUGUCAGACAUGAAGCGCCACAAAGUCUUAGAAGAACAGAUUAUGAAGACCGGCCGAGACCUCUUUGACCUUGACUCGGAUGACGUGCCCACUCCAAAACGGCCACCGGGUCUCUUCUUGCGCCAGCGCAAAUACUGACUGCAGAGCAUAAUAUAGGCCUUUUGAAUUCUUUCAGGCCAAAUGGAACCACGGGCUGCUAGGUCCCAGUGUAAGGGGAAGGAAAUUACUGGACUGACUCAUUGGGUCAGGCAAUGUACUUUGGCUCACAUUUUGCACUGGCUGCAGGAAGCACUUGCGUUGGGUUAUUUGAGUGUAGUAAAACUCUGUGAGAUUGUUUUUUA